ACCGAGCAGCCGACAACAUCCGACUGGGAAAGAAAAUGAAAAUAGGUUAGGUUUGUCUUUUGUCUUGAUAAAAGUUAAUCACUAUUAGGCAUAUUUUGAUUUGCUACCGAUCAAUAUGCGAUUCACAAGAUUUCUUUGUGUAAGAUAUUCUGAAAUUGGGGAGCUGACAAAAAAGUUGGGCAAUUUCCCCGAAACUUACUUCAAAAGGAGAAUGGAAGUUAUCGAAUACAAGACACCCCGUGGAUUUCCUCAGUAUAGAAGAAGGACCUUGAAAAGAAAUGAUUAUUAUAUUGCUGAACAUCGACCAUGGACAGAAGAAUACAGACUUGACAAUCAAAUUGGUAGACCGCAAAAAAAACUUUGGGUGGAACCAAUAAAAGAUUGGAAAAUAUUUAAAGGAGAUCUGGUAGAGAUUCUUGUUGGCAAAGACAAGGGCAAGCAGGGAAAUGUGAUACAAGUGAUCCAAGAACGUAAUUGGGUCUUUGUGGAGGGGCUCAACUGUGAGUUGGAGCUAGUGGGAGAGUCCAAAACAGUGCCUGGUGUCUACGUGCAGCGGGAGAAACCACUUUUGGUCACCAAUGAAGUUGCACUUGUAGAUCCUAAUGAUAUGAAGCCUGCGGACAUAGAAUGGAGGUACACGGAGGAAGGACAGAGAGUCAGAGUGUCUUUACGAUCUGAGAGAAUCAUCCCGGUGCCUGUGGAAGCUCGGGAAACACUGGACUACAAAGAGAAACACCUCUACCUCGAAUCCCCUAAAGACACUAGGGAUGAUGAGAUACAAAAGGUGACAUUCAUACCUGAUCUGGAGACAUUUGAAAUGGCCAUUGCAAGAGAACACAACAUCCAAGAUGAUAGAGUACCGGCAAAAGUGUAUUGGUACUAGAUAAGUUUAUGUUAAUAUCUAUUUGUAGAUUAAAGUUGUAAUUGUUAUGUG
Molecule: messenger RNA, 934 nt
Organism: Macrosteles quadrilineatus (aster leafhopper)
Lineage: Eukaryota; Metazoa; Arthropoda; Insecta; Hemiptera; Cicadellidae
Gene: mRpL24
Product: probable 39S ribosomal protein L24, mitochondrial
Exons: 5
Coding region: 116-883 (255 amino acids)
Biological process (GO): translation
Cellular component (GO): ribosome; mitochondrion
Molecular function (GO): RNA binding; structural constituent of ribosome
Source: RefSeq, a predicted model, not a curated record